CUUUCUUCGUAACUAAAACCGUUCUCUUCACUUUUUUCACAAACAAAAAUACAAAAUCAAUAUAUUUUUAUAAAAAGAAAAAAAAUAUGGAUCAAACGGGAGGGUGCUGUAUAGCGCGGUACGCCGGGGGUGCGUACGAUAUCAAUAAGGUGGAUAGGAUAAUGCGGAGGUUUCGUCCGAUCGCUCCGAAACCGGCUUCCACCAACGGAUCUGUUUCCGGCUCUGCCUCGCCGGAGAGCAGCGGAGCGGCUUCUGUGAAGACCGGCCGCCGGAAGAGGAGGAAUCCGGCUGUGAGCUGUGGUCGGAAGAAGAGGAGGUGUUCGCCGGAGAAGAAGGAGAUCAAGACGCUGCCGCUGCUGCCGGAGGCGCCGGUGGUAUCGAAGCCGAGGUAUCCGCAGUGGCUGAGCUUCGAGAACGGGGGGCGGGAGGUGGAGCGGAGGGUGGUGGCAGCGUCGUGGGUGAAGGUCGAAUGCGUGACGGACACGUGGAUGGCGGAUUUGUAUCCGUACGGGGACGGGGAGAGGGUGAGGCGGCUGGAGGCUGACGCGUGUCCGGGUUUCGUGACGGACGGGCUGAGGCGGGUGAGGUGGACGAACCCGGCCUACAGGCGGAUGGCGGCGGGGGAGGCGGAGGGGGAGGUGGCGGCGUGGGUGGUGGUGGAGGAGGGGGUGGUGCUGCCGGCGCGGUGCGCGGGGUUCACGUGCAAGGUGAGGGUGGUCACGUGCGGGAACGAGAAGGCGUCCAAAACGGUGCCGUGCGACGUGUGGAGAAUGGAGUGUGGAGGGUUUGCAUGGAGGCUCGAUACCGCGGCGGCGCUCUCGCUAUGGAUCGGUAAUUAGCUUCAUUAACCCGGAUUAGCAUCUUCUUAAUCUCUAAGAGUUCUCUUCUUUCUUGUAAAUUGUAAAUACUUCUUUUCUUUUUUGUUUCACUAGUUUUCAACCCUUUCUUUGUCUUCUCAAUUACUACUCCAUAUCACAUGAAAUCGUGGUUUUUUAUUA
Salvia hispanica is the source of this 998-nucleotide messenger RNA. RefSeq names its product von willebrand factor A domain protein. The record is from RefSeq and is a predicted model, not a curated record. NCBI's taxonomy places the organism in Eukaryota, Viridiplantae, Streptophyta, Magnoliopsida, Lamiales, Lamiaceae.